This is a messenger RNA of Magallana angulata, 2279 nucleotides long. Its product is annotated as protein eyes shut-like. The coding region runs from base 88 to 1434 and encodes 448 amino acids. NCBI's taxonomy places the organism in Eukaryota, Metazoa, Mollusca, Bivalvia, Ostreida, Ostreidae. Gene Ontology annotation, molecular function: calcium ion binding. Gene Ontology annotation, cellular component: protein-containing complex; plasma membrane. Gene Ontology annotation, biological process: establishment or maintenance of epithelial cell apical/basal polarity; heterophilic cell-cell adhesion. The record is from RefSeq and is a predicted model, not a curated record. The transcript has 5 exons.
UCAGAAACCUACCUGGUGGUGAUAAGCAGUCGAUGAGUGACCCAGAAAGCACCCCCCCUCCCCCUCACCAGUUGAGAACUCUACACAAUGGCGUCGCUGGUUGUUUUGUUGUGUGUCCUGGGGACUGUUGCAGCCCAGUCUUGCCAGAUCCACUCUGAUACUUUUGAGACAGAUUUCUGUCAGAUGAAAGCCACAGUGGAUGUGUUAAAGUCCGAUACACAGCGAGUGUCCAACAGCGAGGUUGAAAUCUCUAGACUGUGGCAUACAAUCCACACCGAGACCAAAAGUAUCUAUGAUAACCGUCAGCUGAUUGAUGACAUCAAACACAACCUUACUGUAAAGAGUACAGCACCCAACAGCAGCAGCCAGCACAUAAUGGAAACAUUACAUAAUCUUACAUCGACGAUGGACGAUAAAAUGAAAAACCUAACCGACACGGUGACAGCUCUCGAAUCCCGGAUGAGGCAAUUAGAAAUUAAGUGCAGCAGCUGUGGUACAGGGGGUCACCCUUGCUCGCUUCAUCCUUGUGAACAUGGAGGAAAAUGUGUCGAACUAGGCAAAGAUUUUUACUGCGCAUGCCCCGCUGGAUUUUCAGGAAAACUAUGUGACGUCACGGAUCACUGUGCUACUUCACCUUGUAAAAACAAUGGAACAUGCAUAAAUAACGUUCUCUCCCACACCUGUAUUUGUUCUUUGCCUCAUACUGGUCCAAACUGCACAAUAGAGCUAACAGUCUGUGAUACGAAUCCAUGUGCAAGAGGCAAUUGUGUCCCCGAUGGAAAGAACUUUAAAUGCCUUUGUGAUCCUGGUUUCUACGGUGACUUAUGUAAUAGCAUAGUUGACCCAAGCCUCAUAACUACUGUUUCCUCCAAAUCUUCCCCUUCGAGUACCUCAAAAACGUCAACCAGAUCGUCACCAGGCUCGAGUAAACCAAUUUCGACAAUUUCUACCACACCACCGGCGAAAUCUACGACAACUACCACAGCAUCAAUGAAAUCAACGACUAAUACCACACCACUUUCCACAGCAUCCAAGACAACGACCAGUUCAUCAACGUCACCCAGCGCCUCUACUUCCACAGUAACUACUACACAACCAGGCUCAAAAACUUCGCCAGUUUCUACAACACAAAACUCAAAAGCUACACACAUUUCGUUGUCGACAACGGCAUCAACAUUAACCGGAAGUUCUGUAACAACACAAACUCAGUCAUCAGGUUCUACUCAGACAACUACAAUGGUUGACCCUUGCGCUCAGCCUGGUAUAUGUAACGCCCCGUCUAUUUGUGUUACCCGCGGUACUGGCUACGAAUGUCUGUGUCCCCCGACAAGCAAAACGAUGAACGAUCCAUGUCUUGAACCAAUUCUGGUUAAACCUUUCGACAUUUGUUGCGUUCAAGACACCUGUCAACCCAUUGCAACGCCGAUUUGCUGAUCAAGGAUCGCAGUGUGUAAUCUUUUAGUAAUCUCAGGAAAAUACAUAGCUAAUAAAAAAUACCCAUCUUCAAUAUUUUGAAGUCAUUUUGUUUAUUUUGUUUUUUUUUUGGGUGUUUUUAAAAAAAAUGAUUUUUAUGUUCUGUUUCGAAAUUUCCGUAAUACCUGUAAGGAUGUUUUGUUGUUGAUGUUUGUGUUUUGUGUUCUUCCUCAGUUUAAUGUUCGUAAUGCUGUGUUAUCUGUUUUGUUUGAUUUACAUGUACACGCUGUAAUAAAAAUAUAGCAAUUCAUAUGCAUUUUCAAUUUUCGUUAAAGUCAUUAUGAAGGUACAUGUAUAUCUGUAGCAAAAAGACCCUUCUUUGUUAGUUCUCUAUGCACUAAAGUUUGCGUUUGUUACAAUCCAAUAAUCAACACUAUAUUAGGUAUUUUUGUGUUUGACUGUUUUUCUCCUUUAAGUAAAUUACAUGUUAACAAGGACUGAGAAGUCGGCAUCAAGAGUCGUGUAAUCUCGUUGGCAAGCGAUAUGUCUUCUGGACAAACACCACAUCCUUUUACUUGUACAUAUAUACACUUUGGUUCAGUUUGGUAUCUUAAUUUAUUUUCAUAAUCAAAUUCAUACAUAUGUGUUAUGGGUACAUAUUUGAAUUAAUAAAAUGCUUCUAAGUAUCAGCGAUACUAACUGCAAAAAUUGUUUAGAAUUUUGUUGAAGUGUUGAUUUUUCCAUACCGAUACCUUUUUUACUCGAAAUAACAUUGUAAGAAAUAUCUUUAUUCAGUGCUUUGAUCUGAAAGAGACCCUCUCUAAAGAAAUUAAAAGAUGUAUUGAUAUUACAUGUAAUUAAUUAAC